Messenger RNA from Brienomyrus brachyistius, 2668 nucleotides. It is a transcript of the gene dph1, whose product is annotated as diphthamide biosynthesis 1. The record is from RefSeq and is a predicted model, not a curated record. Gene Ontology annotation, molecular function: 2-(3-amino-3-carboxypropyl)histidine synthase activity. The coding region runs from base 541 to 1797 and encodes 418 amino acids. Gene Ontology annotation, biological process: protein histidyl modification to diphthamide. The transcript is spliced from 12 exons. Lineage: Eukaryota; Metazoa; Chordata; Actinopteri; Osteoglossiformes; Mormyridae.
AUUAUCCCAUAUAACAUUUUAAAUGGUCAUUAUGAAACAAGUUUUAAAAAGAGCGUGUCUGCGUAAAUAAUCAUUCAUGAUGGAGCCUAAUUUUAAUCUUCCGCCGUACAGAGUUUAAUGCCUGACAUAUUAUAUCUCUCAAACAUUUAUGCGCCUACAAAAAGAUUGAAAAUAAUCAUUUUACAUCUUUAUCUCAAUGUAUCUUUAUUUUGUUAAAGCAAUUCCAACCCGCAUAGUCGCCUCUGUUCAGAGAUACUCUAGGUUGUAACGUCUCUGCGUUGAAAGCAGUUUAGCUACAAAUGUAAACCAUUCUCACACUCGCUGUCAGCACCUAAAUGCUAAUCAGAUCAUUCUCGCCUGAUAAAUAUACCAAUUAGCUGCUGCGAUGUUGUUGUGGAAACAGGAAAUCGUCGUAUAAAAGCAAAGUGCCUAAAGGUAUCGCUAACCUGGGUUUCUGACAUUCUGAAAUUAAAAACGUGUAACUCAUUUGUAUUGCGUAGAAAUAUUUUAUCGGUAAAGAAAAAAUAAUGAGUGAUAGUAAUGAGAAUUUUAUCAGCAGUACGAGGACCCCGACGGGUGGCCAACCAGGUUCCUGAGGAGAUUUUGAAAGACCCCGACCUUCAGCAUGCUAUCCGCACCCUGCCCGAAAAUUACAACUUUGAGAUCCAUAAAACAGUGUGGAGGGUGAGACAGGCCAAGGCAAAGAGGGUGGCGGUGCAGCUGCCAGAGGGGCUUCAGAUGUUCGCCUGUGUGAUUUCUGACAUCAUUGAGAGGUUCACGGAGGCUGAUGUCGUCAUCAUGGGGGACGUGACAUAUGGAGCUUGCUGCGUGGAUGACUUCACUGCCCGGGCCCUCGGCGCCGACUUCCUGAUUCACUAUGGACACAGCUGCCUCAUCCCCAUCGACUCCAUGGCCGGGAUGAACAUGCUCUACGUGUUUGUCGACAUCCAGCUGGACACGGCCCACUUCCUGGACACACUGCGCUUCAACUUCCCGCCCGGCUACUCGUUGGCACUGGUCAGCACCAUCCAGUUUGUGGCCGCGCUCCAGUCCGCCAGCGCUGAGCUGCGUCCCCAGUACAAUGUUCUGGUGCCUCAGUGUCGCCCCCUGUCUCCCGGGGAAAUCCUGGGCUGUACGUCCCCCCGCCUGGAACACCCAGUCGACGCCAUCAUUUAUCUUGGGGAUGGACGGUUCCAUUUAGAAUCUAUCAUGAUCUCCAACCCAGACACACCUGCCUACAGGUAUGACCCCUACAGUAAGGUCUUCUCCCGGGAAUACUAUGAGCACAGCGUCAUGCGCGCCGCCCGCCGGAAGGCCAUCGAGGACGCCCGCUCCGCCCACACCUGGGGCCUCAUCUUGGGCACUCUGGGGCGCCAGGGCAGCCCCAAAGUGCUGGAGCACCUGGAGUCCCUGCUUCAGGCUCAGGGUAAGACCUUCUUCAGAGUCCUGCUGUCUGAGAUCUUCCCCAGCAAGCUGGACCUGCUGCCAGAAGUGGAUGCGUGGGUCCAGGUCGCUUGUCCCCGCCUCUCCAUUGACUGGGGCUCCGCCUUUUCCAAGCCCCUACUGACUCCGUAUGAGGCAGCGGUAGCCAUCAAAAAGGCAGAGUGGCAGGAGGUGUAUCCCAUGGACUUCUACUCCAGUAAGAGCUUAGGGCCCUGGGCUGUCAAUCACCCUGUCAACCAACCAGCUCGCCCUGCUCGCAGGCAAGCAAGAGAGAAAAAUAACCAAAUCGUAGCUGCUCCUACUAAGCAGUGUGGAAGUGAGAAGUGCGCCCCCUGUGGUUGUCAGGGAGAGUGAUGCUCCUAUUUCCCAAGACAACAGCCAAUCAUGUGCUUGCUGAGGACUCAAUGCAAUAUACCAGGGAUUCUGUGAUAAGAACUAUAUCUAUUUAUUUGUCUCAUUGUUUUCCCUACUUGGAGAUGCCACACCUCGUCAUUUUUCUGCAGAUCUACGGCACUCUGGCCGACUGCUCACACAGGCUAAUGUUCUGGACUGAAUGUAUAAUAAGUUUUAAUGCUGCUGGAUGUUUUGUGGGAGUAUGUUAAAAAAAAACUGCACGUUGCUUGAUUGAUCAUUUCAGCCAAUGCCCCCACCAGCCUCACUGUGCAUUCAGAGUUGCUAAAAUUCUUCACCUCCUCCCUGAAGCUGCCCCCCCUCAUUCACUUGCGUGUAACUGGUUUUUUCCCCAGAGGACAUUGCGGAAGCACAUGUGUCUGUUUUCAAGAGCUCUUGACCUUCAAUUUGAGUCCUGAGGAUGAGUAUGAAUGGACGACAGAGAAGGUCAGCCUUUGUACCGCCAAAGAAGAUGAGACCACUUUCAUUUUCCUUUUUAUUGCAAAAAUGUUUGUUCUCUUUUCAAAGCGGAUGGGUAUUCUGUGUGUGGGGAGCACUAAUGUAUUCCAUUACCAAAUUAUUUAACAGUACAGUGCAAAGACUUGCUAUUAUUUUGCAUGUCUCUGGUGUCGAGAACAGACUGGCUGAUCUUUUCAUUUUUCCAUUUGAAGUAUAUUUCUCCCUAGACCAGAUCAAGGAAAACUGUUCACCACCAGAACAUUUGGCCAGCACAGUAAAUUGAUGAAGAAUAUGCUUAUGAAUUCUGAGAAUACAAAUUGAUGGCUCUUUGGUCCAUUUUCCUUUAUAAUAAAUAAACAUUAAUAACACAUCUGUA